Messenger RNA from Neocloeon triangulifer, 718 nucleotides. It is a transcript of the gene Ak6, whose product is annotated as adenylate kinase isoenzyme 6. Gene Ontology annotation, cellular component: cytoplasm; nucleus. Gene Ontology annotation, molecular function: ATP hydrolysis activity; AMP kinase activity; ATP binding. NCBI's taxonomy places the organism in Eukaryota, Metazoa, Arthropoda, Insecta, Ephemeroptera, Baetidae. The record is from RefSeq and is a predicted model, not a curated record. The coding region runs from base 151 to 681 and encodes 176 amino acids. The transcript has 4 exons.
UCAAACAAAAAGUUUAGCAAAGGUAAACACAGACACACCAACGCCAACACACGUGUCUUAAGAUUAAGAAAAAAAAGAACUUUAUGUAAUUUGAAAUUUCAGCUUUUAUUUUAAUCUUUCGUAAAAUUUGCUCAAACUCAUAUUAGCACCAUGUCAUCGAGCAACAGAUGCAAACCAAACAUAUUAGUGACUGGAACUCCCGGCGUUGGAAAAUCUACUCUAUGUGAACAAGUGGCGGAAAUUACGGGAUUAGAAUGGAUCCAAGUUGGAGCUUUUGCAAAGGAAAAUGACUGCCUUGAUGAGUUCGAUGAAGAGUACAAAUGUCCAGUGCUCAAUGAAGAUAAAUUGUUGGAUGAGCUAGAAGAAAAAAUGAGCGAAGGAGGCAGAAUUGUCGACUAUCAUGGUUGCGACUUUUUUCCCGAGCGGUGGUUCGACAUCGUUUUUGUCCUCCGUACAGACAACACUCAACUUUUUGACAGAUUAAGACAAAGAGGGUACAGUGGGAAGAAACUAGAUGACAAUAUCCAGUGUGAAAUUUUUCAAACGAUUUUGGAAGAAGCUCAAGAAUCCUAUCAAGCCGAAAUUGUCCACCAGUUGCCAAGCAACACUCCAGAAGAAAUGGAGUCCAAUGUUGAACAAAUCACAGCGUGGGUUGAGCAGUAUGUGAAGAAUAACUCGUAAUUAUAGUUCAAACAAUAAAAUUUAAUUUUUCUCUAAA